Spirometra erinaceieuropaei is the source of this 360-nucleotide messenger RNA. The record is from the annotation of a GenBank genome assembly. Lineage: Eukaryota; Metazoa; Platyhelminthes; Cestoda; Diphyllobothriidea; Diphyllobothriidae.
AUGGCCAGCUCUGACGAAAAGAAGAGCAAAUUCUGCGAGGACCUACACGCCCUCCUGCUGACUGUACCGAACCCGGACGAGUUGACUGUCCUUGGUAAUUUCAAUGUCCGUGUCAGGACAGAGCACACUACCUGGAAGAGAGUGUUGGGUCCCCAUGGAACUAACGACUGCAGCGCCAACGACCUCCUCCUUCUGCGAACCUGCGCAGAAGACUGUAGCAGUUCGCGUCUCCCUGCUCCGCCUUUGUCACACUGCCGUCCUGCCCGCCUCACACUCCUUGUCGAUACGCUGCUGGGACGCGCGAGGCUCGUCACUAGCCUCGCGAGUGCUCCAAGCCAAGCAACGCUGUCCCAACUCUGA